ACGCACCGCCAGAGACACCCCAGUGGCCAGUAGCAGUGUCGCCCGCGCCGCGUCAUGGCGCUCACGCUGCGAGUGCGACACCUGCAGGUGCCCGCCAAGUUCCGCGGAGAGAAGAUCGUCAAGGCAGACUUCAGAGGGGUGUCGCAUUUCUCCAGAGUCCUUGAAGACACAGGGGAAAACAUCGCAGUGGAAGAGCGGUUCGAGUGGCCGGUUGCGCGCCCCGUGGAGAGCCACGAGCAGCUGCAGCUGCAGCUGCUGUCCCGCAGCAGGUACCUCAGCAACAAGCUGCUCGCCGCCUACGCCCUGGUGCUGCAGAAGGUCGUCCAAGAUGGCUGCGUGGCGCUCUCCGACACCAUGCUCGACCUCAACAACAAACCACUGCAGGCGGUGGUCUCGUUCGAGGUGCAGUACGCGCCGCCCGACGGCCCGGCGGGGGGGCCCUGGCCGGACGGGGACGACGAGCAGCAGAUGCUGGUGGACAUCGAGCAGAACAUCGCCAACCUGGAGCGCAGCCUGUCGCAGGGCCGGCGCGGCAGCUGGGGGCAGGAGGAGGAGGCGGGCGGCCAGCGGGGGGCGGCGCGCGUCUUGCGGCGCGGCGGGUCGCUCAGCGCGCCCGAGAAGUCGCCCGCGCCCGAGCGGAAGAGGAGCUCGACGCUGAAGAGCGUGAAGAGCUUCAUGCGGCUCGGCAAGCAGCGGCCGCCCCGUGACGAGGAGGGCCGCCCCCUGCUGGAGGCGGAGCCGCCCCCGCUGUCGCGCUCCGCCAGCCUCGUCUCGUGCUCCAGCGAGGAGAGCCUGCAGUCGGGCCCGCCCCCGGAGGACCGCCCCCGCUCCCGCAGGCUGAAGUCCCUGACGCCGCAGACGGGCUCGGCGCUGAAGGCGCAGGACUUCCAGCUGUGCGUGACGGUGAUCGAGGCGCGCCAGCUGGCGGGGCUGAACAUGGACCCGGUGGUGUGCGUGCAGGUGGGCGACCAGCGCAAGUACACCAGCGUCAAGGAGAGCACCAACUGCCCCUACUACAACGAGUACUUCGUCUUUGAUUUUCACAUGCCCCCAGUCAUGCUCUUCGAUAAAAUUAUAACGUUGUCGGUACUCCAAUCAAGAAACAUUCUCAGGUCUAACAAAAUGCUGGGCAGCUUUAAGUUAGAUGUGGCAACGGUGUGGUCCCAGCCAGAUCACCAGUUCUACCACAAGUGGGCGCUUCUGACGGAUCCCGACGACAUCGCUGGCGGACCGAAGGGCUACCUCAAGUGCGACAUUAGCGUCAUCGGCAAGGGAGACACGAUAAAAGUUCCCCCGAAAAGCGAGAAAGAUGAAGAUGACAUAGAAGCGAACCUGCUGCUGCCGGACGGAGUCCCCGUGGAGCGGCAGCGCGCGCGCUUCAUCGUGCGGGUGUACCGCGCCGACGGGCUGCCCAAGAUGAACCUGUCCAUAGUGGCCAACGUUAAGAAGGCCUUCACCGGCGAGCACAGGGACCUCGUUGACCCCUACGUCCAGGUGUCCUUCGCCGGCCUCUCGGGCAAGACGAGCGUGAAGAAGCACAGCUACGCGCCGGUGUGGAACGAGCAGCUGAUCUUCACGGAGAUGUUCCCGCCGCUGUGCCAGCGGAUCAAGAUCCAGCUGCGCGACAACGACCCGGUCAACGACACCGUCAUAGGCACGCACUUCAUCGACCUCAAGACCAUCUCCAACGACGGGGAGAAGGGGUUCCUGCCGACGUUCGGGCCCAGCUUCGUGCACCUGUACGGCUCGACGCGCGGCUACAGCCUGCUGGACGAGCACGCGGGCCUCAACGCCGGCCUGGGCGAGGGCGUGUCCUACCGCGCGCGCCUGCUGCUCGCCAUCCGCACCGAGGUCACCGACUGCGUGGACCUGGCGCCCUGCGAGGUCGAGCUCGAGCCCACCUACCCCGUCAACGAGGCCUCCUACGGGAAGAACGAGGAGUUCUUCCUGUUCGCCACGGUGCUGGACGCCACGAUGAUCGACAGGCGGCUGGGCGACAAGCCCAUGUUCAUCGAGAUCAGCAUCGGCAACGCCGGGAACACCAUCGACGGGCACAACCAGUCCGUGUGCAGGGACGCGAGCAGCUCCGACAGCGAGGAGAACCUGGCGGAGGUGGUGAGCGCGGACGCGGCGUCCUGGCAGAGCACCACGCCGCCCAUCAGGCCCAUGACGGGCGACCGGGUCUACUACUACCUGCCCUACUGGGACGACAAGCCGUGCAUGCACGUGCGCAGUGCCUGGCCCGACUACCGCCGCCGCAUGUACAACUCCAACAUCAUCGCCCGGAUCCUCGACAAGCUGGAAGAAGGCCUGUCGGAAGUUCACGGGCUGCUAGAGCUGGAGGACCCCGGAGGGGAGCCCCGGCUGCGCUCCGUGCUGGACGAGCUAGCCGCCGGCUGCGCGCGUUAUGCCUCCGUCGCCAAGGGCAACGGCUCCUCCGCCGGCGUGGGCCGCACCAAGCUCGACAAGGAGCGCGCCAAGCUCUGCCUCAGAGAAGUGGAGCAGAUAGGAAACAUGGCCCGGAACCUCAAGGCACUUGUGACGAAACAUUCGUUCAAGGACAGAUACAAGACUGCGCUAACAUACGUGCAAAAACUUAAAUAUUUAGUUGAAGAUCCGCAGCACGCCAUGCCGGACGUGUUCGUGUGGCUGAUCAGCGGCGGCAAGCGCACCGCCUACCAGCGGCUGCCCGCGCGCGACCUCAUCUACUCCAUCGUGGAUGAGGAGUGCGGCCGCGACUGCGGCAAGGUCCAGAUGCUGCUGCUCAAGCUGCCGGGCAAGAAGGGCGCGGGGCCGAGCGGCUGGGCGAUCCAGGCCAAGCUGCAGAUGUACAUGUGGCUGGGGCUCGUCAAGCACAAGAAGCACUUCGUGGACGGCCUGCCCGAGGGCUACGAGCUGUCCCCGGAGAUCCGGAACGCGGAGAGGCCGAGGGCGCUGCCCCCGUCCGUCAUACACUACGUCGAGAAGCACACGUUCCAGCUGCGCGCGCACAUGUACCAGGCGCGCUCACUCAUCGGCUCCGACGCGUCGGGACUGUCCGACCCGUUCGCGCGGGUGGUCGUGGGGGAGUUCUGCAAGGCGACGCAGGUCAUCGACGAGACGCUGAGCCCCACCUGGGACGAGCUGCUCGUGUUCGACGGGAUCCUCGUGUACGGCACCGCGCGGCAGAUCAAGGCCGAGCCGCCCGACAUCGUCGUCGAGAUCUUCGACCAGGACAAGGUCGGCAAGUCGGAGUUCAUCGGGCGGGCGAUCGCGAAGCCGCGCGUGAAGCUGCUGGGGGAGCCGUACGGCCGGCCAGAGUUCCCGCCGGCGCUCGAGUGGCACGAGAUCGCGCGCGGGCCGGACCGCGCGGGCGAGCUGCUGGCCGCCUUCGAGCUGCUGCAGCUCGCGAGCACGGCAGACAGCGACCUGCCGGCGCUGCCCGAGGCGAAGGCGACGGCCGAGGCCCAGGACCAGGACACGGGCCCCAUCCUGCCCGUGCCGAGGGGCAUCCGGCCCACGCUGGCCAAGUACAGGAUCGAGGUGCUGUUCUGGGGACUGCGGGACCUGAAGCGGGUGCACCUGCUCACCGUGGACAAGCCCCGGGUGGACAUCGAGUGCGCGGGCCACAUCCUGCACUCGUCCGUCAUCCAGAACGCCAGGAAGAACCCCAACUUCAACAACCCGGUCAAGUUCCUGGAGCUGGAGCUGCCGGAGCAGGAGCUGUACCGGCCGCCGCUGACGGUCCGGGUGGUGGACUGCCGCAGCUUCGGCCGCUACACGCUGGUGGGCACGCACACCAUCAGCUCCAUCCACAAGUACAUGUACGUGCCGGCCACCAAGCGCGAGCGGGACGCUGAGGAGCGCAAGAGGUCCCUGCUGCAGCUGCAGCAUGUUGAUCCAAACAACCCCAACCAACUGUCGACGAGCACGUACAAUGUUGUUGACAGCGAUAAAGAAAUAAGUCCUUUGCUUCCAAAAGAUACUCCGAUUACACUGAGCUACGGCACAAGACAGACAACGAGAAAAGAGAUAAAGACUGAAGUAAACAAGAAACGGAAGCAAAGCCUGACUGAAGAAGUGGAGGACGAAUCAAACCGGGAUUGGUGGACCAAAUACUUCGCCUCCAUAGAAGCAAUGAUAGAGGAGAACAAGGAGGCGCGCAAGGAGACGGCGCAGACGCGGAGCCAGCAGAACGGCGUGCUGCCCACCCGCCCGGAGGACGGCAGCCCGCGCGAGCCGCGGCGCGAGCUGUCCUGGACGAGCGACCGCAGCGAGCGGCGCAAGGUCACGCUCAAGGGCGCGGCGGCCGCCGCCAAGAUCGUCGCCAGGCUCAGCCCCAAGAGCGUGCGGCGGAAGAGGGAGCUGGGGAACGCCACCAUGAAGAUCUACUCCGGGGAGCUGGAGAUGCAGCCGGAGUACAACGGCUUCAAGGAGUGGCUGCUGACCUUCGACCUGUACCGCGGGAAGAAGACGGGCGACGACGCGGAGGACGACAGCCGGGUCGUGGGCGCGUUCAAGGGAGCCAUCAAGGUGUACAAGUGGCCCCUGCCCAAGGACAUGGAGGACCACACGAUAAUGGGCCUGGACCCCCAGUACGGCUUCUUCCAAGGGCUGCCGUCCAACGACCCCAUCCACGUGCUGGUGCGGGUGUACGUGGUGAAGGCGAGCGACCUCCACCCCAUGGACCUGAACGGCAAGGCCGACCCCUACGUGGUGCUGCAGCUGGGCUCCAAGCGCGUCAGCGACAAGGACAGCUACAUCUCCAAGCAGCUCAACCCGGUGUUCGGCAAGUGCUUCGAGAUAGAGGCCACGUUCCCGCAGGACUCGAUGCUGACGGUGCAGGUCCUGGACUGGGACCUGGUGGGCGCGGACGACAUGAUCGGCGAGACGCGCAUCGACCUGGAGAACAGGUUCUACAGCCGGCACCGCGCCACCUGCGGCAUCGCCAGGAAGUACGAGGACUCCGGCUACAACCGCUGGCGGGACCCGAUGAAGCCCACCCAGAUCCUGGCCAAGCUGUGCAAGGACGGCAAGAUGGACGCCCCGACUUACACCAACGGCAAGGUGAAGCUGGGGCGGCACACCUUCUACCUGCAGAGCGACGAGGCAGAGUGCAGCAUCAACACCAAAGCCGUGGCUGUCUGCGCAGGUCUGGAGGAGCACAUGGCGCUGGCCGUGCUUUACCGCUGGCACGAGUUCCCUCGCGUCGGCUGCCGGCUGGUGCCGGAGCACGUGGAGACGCGGCCGCUCUACAACCCCGACAAGCCGGGCAUCGAGCAGGGCAAGCUGGAGAUGUGGGUGGACAUGUUCCCCAUGGACAUGCCGCUGCCGGGACCGCCCGUGGACGUGUCCCCGCGCAAGCCCAGGUCGUACGAGCUGCGCGUCGUCGUCUGGAACACGGACGACGUGGUGCUGGAGGACGACGCCUUCUUCACCGGCGAGAAGAUGUCCGACAUCUACGUGAAGGGGUGGCUGAAGGGCCCCGAGGACUGCCAGUGCACGGACAUCCACUACCGGUCGCUCACCGGCGAGGGCAACUUCAACUGGAGGUUCGUCUACCCCUUCGACUACCUCGUGGCCGAGGAGAAGAUAGUCAUCUCCAAGAAGGAGUCGCUGUUCUCCUGGGACGAGACGGAGAGCAAGAUCCCGGCGCGGCUGGAGCUGCAAGUGUGGGACGCCGACCACUUCUCCGCCGACGACUUCCUGGGUGCCAUCACGCUCGACCUGAAUCGUUUUCCCCGAGGGGCGAAGUCCUCGAAGCUCUGCACGCUCGACAUGUUGAAAACUGAUGGGUCCGUCCCCAUGGUGAACAUCUUCAAACAGAAGAGGGUCAAGGGAUGGUGGCCCUUCUACGUCAAGAAGGAAAACGAGGAAAUGGAACUUACGGGUAAAGUUGAAGCUGAGAUUCAUUUGCUUUCGAAAGAAGAAGCCGAGAAGAACCCAGCGGGUCUGGGCAGGAACGAACCUGACGCGCUCGAUAAACCCAACCGGCCGGACGCAUCGUUCAUGUGGUUCCUGAACCCCCUGAAGUCGAUCCGGUACAUCGUCUGGCACAACUACAAGUGGGCGAUACUCAAGAUCCUGAUCGCGCUGGCGCUGGCGAUCGUUCUGCUGCUCUUCUUCUACUCUGUCCCCGGCUACACCGUCAAGAAGAUCAUCGGCGCAUGAGCCGCGCGAGCGAGACUCCGACUGCUGUGGUGUGCGUAGAGAGAAAAAAAAAAGCAAUCGUAAAACAAAAAAGAGUGAUUAGUAGUCGUAUGCAUAGGAACAAAAAAAAAUUGAGCCAUGGAAAGUGUGCUCAUUCGAACAUAAAACAAUACUGCUCGGCAGUAAGACCAAUAUGUUAAGAGCUCAGAGUUCAUUCAAAUAGCGUUCCUCUUUCAACACUGUUACGAAUUCAUCUGACCAAUUUUUUUUAGCCUUUUACUCAUAUCAUUACUGUGUGUGUGUGUGUGCGUAGUUUUGUGAACCCUUAAUCGUUCUGGAGACGCUCGUGUCGAAACAUUCAACUGUAGAUGAUCCUAGGCAAAAACCUUAAUUGUGAUUACAAAUGUCUGCAGCACGUAAGAGCAUGAAAAAAUUAGUAAAAAUUAGCUAACUUAUUUUUUUUUUUUGUAAGUUCUUAUACUGUGUAUAACAAAAAAUCGUUUUAAAUCCCAUGGUUUACAAUAUGGAGUAAGGUUUGCUUAUUCUAAAGCAGUGGUCUUUGACCUUUUUUUUUUUAAUCAAGGCCCUAUUGUUUCCUUAGCCAAAGUAUUGCGUGCCGCUUUGUAUCUCGGUUCAAAUCCAUUCAAAUUGUUUGCAAAGCCUACAAAUAUUACCUAAAACAUUUGUCUGAAAAUUUCUGACGCAACCAAUCACUGCAAAGAGUGGAUAAAAAUGGGUUGAAAUACAAAAA
This is a messenger RNA of Bacillus rossius redtenbacheri, 6880 nucleotides long. Its product is annotated as otoferlin-like. Gene Ontology annotation, cellular component: membrane. Gene Ontology annotation, biological process: plasma membrane organization. The record is from RefSeq and is a predicted model, not a curated record. Lineage: Eukaryota; Metazoa; Arthropoda; Insecta; Phasmatodea; Bacillidae. The transcript has 36 exons. The coding region runs from base 55 to 6150 and encodes 2031 amino acids.